AUGGGUGGGGCUGGAGGAAACGGCGGAGCAGAGAUGAUGGGUAUGGCGGAAGCCCAGUAUUCGACGGCGAAGAUAUCGGUGUGGUGGGAUAUAGAGAAUUGUCAAGUACCCAAGGGUUCCGAACCCCAUAUGAUCGCUCAGAAUAUAAGCUCUGCUUUAGUCAAGAUGAAUUACUGUGGACCGGUUUCUAUAUCUGCUUAUGGUGAUACGACUAGAAUUAGUAAUAGUAUUCAGCAGGCACUCAAUAGUACCGGAAUUGCACUCAACCACGUUCCUGCAGGCGUCAAAGAUGCAAGUGACAAGAAGAUUCUAGUAGAUAUGUUGUUUUGGGCCGUAGAUAAUCCUGCACCGGCCAACUAUCUUUUAAUUUCCGGUGAUCGAGAUUUUUCUAAUGCUCUCCACCAACUGCGCAUGCGAAGAUAUAAUAUACUUUUGGCACAACCUCAAAAAGCGUCGGUUCCUCUUCUUGCUGCAGCAAAAAGUGUAUGGCUAUGGACUAGUCUUGUGGUUGGUGGAUCUCCACUUACAAGUAGUGAAACAUCUCAAAUUGUAAAUAGCAGCUCUGCACCUCAUAGUUCUGAGAAGUUACAUGUUCCAGGUACAGAUCAACUUCAGCUUAACCAAUCUGAGGAUUACUUUUAUGACAAUGCCCAUAUGGGAAACCCAAGGUACCCUAAUAUGGGAAGGGGGGCUGAUUUAAAAAACAAAGGAAGACCAGUAAGGAGAACCUUUACCCAACCAACUACGUCGAGAACUUCAAGCUCAGUUAUUGGGACUCAAGAUGAUCACAACACUGGAAGCCCACAUAAAUUAGGAUAUGGGCAUUCUAAAUCAUUCAAUGAUUCACAGGAGUUUUCUGGCAGUCAGAAUUCCAAAGUUUCGGUAGAUAGACCAGACCUUUUUGUAAACAAUGGCGGUGGUCCUCAAGGUUAUCAAAAUCACUAUCCUACCCAAGUUAGGCCAAAUGUCCUUCCAUCACAACCUGGAUUUCCUCCAGGUAACUUUUUACCGCACAAUAUGCAGAAUCCUUCUAAUGUAAUGCCUCUCCGACCUGAUGUUUCUAAUUUUACUCCUGGACCAUUUACAUCUGUGCCUGAUAUUGGAAAGUUGCACAUUUCUGAAUACCCUAAUAAUGGUCCGAAGCAUUCUAUGUGGAAUGGAGAAGUUAGAAAAACCUCUAUGACUGAAUCUACCAAUGGUACUACCUUAUACGGGUCUCAAAGAGGGAAAAAUGGUCACAAGAAACCGGCCAGCCACCAUGAUAAUCAUGGGAAUAGACAGCCGAACAUUAACCAACAGAUUCCCCCUCCGCCACCAUCUGUCUCCGAAAUUAGCACUGGUAUGUCUGGAAGUGGGGUUUGGGGAACUCCAGGAUGUCCUAAACCUCCUGAAUAUGUUCAAGGACUUAUCGGGGUUAUUUUACUUGCGUUGAACACACUAAAAACUCAAAAAAUUGUUCCUACCAUCGAAAAUAUUACUGAUUGCAUUCGAUAUGGAGAUCCCAAACAUCGGAACACUGAUGUCGGGAAAGCUCUCGACUGUGCUGUUGAACAACAGCUGGUAGUUAAGAAGAACUUAGGUCCUUUGAUGCUGUAUGUUGGUAAGAAUGAGAAGCUCUGGAGCUGUGUGAAUGAAAAGGAUGUUAAUGCAAAGCAAUUUCCAAAAUCAACAUGGGAUGAAAUUCAGAAAUUUCUGUCAUCAUCUUCUGGACGGUCUUCAAUACUAGCCUCCCAAUGCAGGUAUGAAGCAGCUAUGAUUAUACAGAGAGAGUGCCUAAAAGAAUUUGUUUUGGGAGAAGUUUUACAGAUUUUGAAUAUGGUAAUCAACAUGAAAAGAUGGAUGACACAUCACCAAUCAGGAUGGCAACCUGUUAGGAUUGUUCUUGCAGAGAAACCCGACCCUGGGGUGGCUGCUGCCGUAGCAUCUUGUUGA
This is a messenger RNA of Oldenlandia corymbosa var. corymbosa, 1932 nucleotides long. The record is from the annotation of a GenBank genome assembly. NCBI's taxonomy places the organism in Eukaryota, Viridiplantae, Streptophyta, Magnoliopsida, Gentianales, Rubiaceae.